CGAGGCUGGCCGCAUAUACGUCUUCCGCAAGAGCAUGAUCCCCCCUAUCCUGAUCAGUAUCGUGUCGCUCAUACAGUGCGUCGCGGCGGUGCUUCUCGCUUGCUCUUCGGUCGCACGAGAUGCCUGAUGGUUGCAGGCCCACGCGCUCGGCUGGCUCCCGCUCAUCAGCACGGAGGUUGUCGAGCGGUCGGUGCUUGACAACAAUCACAUCUUAACUGCUGUCGCUCGUUCAUACUUUGAUUAGAUGUGGCUCUCCGGCGGUGCGGUGGCUGAUAUUGCCAUUGCAGUCGUCUUCUGCUAGACUGUGCGUUGCUUCUGGGAGCAUCUCUGCCGUAUCCGGUAGAUCUAAUGUAUGACUGUGGCUCCUCACCCGUGAGCAACUCGCAGUUCCGCAAAUCCCACAACGUGAUCA
This is a messenger RNA of Mycena citricolor, 412 nucleotides long. The record is from the annotation of a GenBank genome assembly. Lineage: Eukaryota; Fungi; Basidiomycota; Agaricomycetes; Agaricales; Mycenaceae.